GGACAAAGGGGCCGAGGAGGCGGGGCUUGUACGUCCAUCUUUAUACUGAAGCAGAGGGACGAGAAGAAGAAGAAGAAAAAAAAAAAAAGGAAAACAGGAGUCUGGAAAUAGAUAUAUAAAGAAUAGAUUAUCGGAAGGAUAUUUAAUCGGUUUCGGAGGACAGAAACGAAUAUUGUUCCCCGGUUUUGAGGCGCAGGGACAGAAGGUAUGAAGACAGCAUCAUAGCCGAGCCAUGGCCGAUAAAAGAAAACUCCAAGGUGAAAUAGACCGGUGUUUGAAAAAAGUCGCUGAGGGGGUGGAACAGUUUGAGGACAUCUGGCAAAAGCAUCACAAUGCGGCCAACGGCAACCAGAAGGAUAAAUACGAGGCCGACCUUAAGAAGGAGAUCAAAAAGCUUCAGAGACUCCGAGACCAGAUCAAGUCAUGGGUGGCGUCCAACGAGAUCAAGGACAAGCGGCAGCUAGUGGAGAACCGGAAACUCAUAGAGACGCAAAUGGAGCGGUUUAAAGUGGUGGAGCGCGAGGCGAAGACGAAGGCGUACUCUAAAGAAGGACUGGGCUUGGCUCAGAAGGUGGAUCCGGCGCAGAAGGAGAAGGAGAAUACGGAACAGUGGCUGACGAACUCCAUAUCCACGCUGAACAUGCAGGUGGAUCAGUUCGAGAGCGAGGUCGAAUCCCUGUCCGUACAGACGAAGAAGAAAAAAGGAGACAAGGGGAAGCAGGAUCGUAUUGAAGAUCGGAAGAAGCUGAUCGAGACGCACCGGUAUCACAUCCGCAUGCUGGAGACCAUCUUACGGAUGUUGGACAACGACUCGGUCCAGGUCGACGCGAUCCACAAGAUUAAGGACGAGGUGGACUACUAUGUCGACUCCUCGCAGGAUCCCGACUACAAGGAGAACGAGUUCCUGUACGACGACCUCGACCUCGAAGAAAUCCCGAUGUUGGCCACGUCUCCGCAGGGACACAACGACGAAGAAAUGAGCACUCCGACGUCCACUACCUCGUCCUCUCCGAUCCCGCCGUCUCCCGCUACGGCUACGACCGAGAUCCCUGAAGAGGAGAAGAAGCGAGGUCGAUCUGCUGACAGCGAAGUGAGCCAGUCCCCGGUGAAAAGCAGCAAUCCCCUGUCUUCUUUUUCGUCCUCUUCCUCGUCCUCAGGCUUUUCCUCCUCUUCCACCUCGUCCCUGGUUUCCAUGGCAGCCGUCGUUGGGGGGACCGCGUCGGUUUCCGGGGGCAACACUUUCCUGGGCAGUUUCAGCAGCGCGGUCCAGCAGCAUCCGCACAGCAAGCUGUCGUCCUCGUCGUCCUCGUCGUCUUCAUCCUCCUCCUCUUCCUCAUCCUCCUCGGUGCCAUCCAGCAGCACAUCCAGCCCACCCAGCCACCCCAAUCUGCCCUCUUCUACUACCCCUUCGGUCCUGCCCACGUCUAACUCGCAGGCUCUGACGUUGGCUGUGGGCAAAGCGGGCACAGCGGUGACGAGCAGCAGUAUGCCGGGCCUGAUGCCCAGCAACAUGGCCGGGAUUAUUUCCAGCUCGAUGCCGACUCCUUACGCCCAAGCGGCAGCCGGCAGCGGACCCACGGGAAAUAACAGCGGCGCCGUUUCCACGGCAGGCGGAGCUAACGCUAACACUAAUUCUACGCAGAAUUCUAACGGGACAGUCCAGAUGGGCUCCAACGGGGGCAUUUUAGGCCUCGGACCAGCACCGUCAGCCCACCAGGGUACAGCACAGAUACCUAUCAGCCCGGUGGGAACGGUGCCAGGGGCAGGACCCAGCAUGGUCCCCGGAAACGGGGGUAGCAUGGCAUCGCCAGGGGGCAUCAUGGGUAAUGUAGCACCUGCCCGACCGCCCAGUGUGGUAAAACAGAAUGGAGGAACGAACCCUCUAGCGUACAGCGCCGUGGUGGCAGACAGCAGCUCCGACUCGUCCCUCAGCAGCACCAGCCUAUCGCAGAACAGCCAGCCGUCUUCCACCAGCUCCUCGGCCAAUCAAAUUCUGGACAACGGGCCGACCCUGCUGAGCUCAAUCACUCUGCCUCCAACGUCUCAGUCUCCUUUGUUUUCAGACAGCACCCCCGGUGGUGGGAGUUUGCUCAACGGCCCACACUCGUAUACCCCCAGCACAGAGGCCAUUAAGGCUCCUGAGCCACUGAGCUCUCUGAAGGCCAUGGCUGAGCGAGCAGCUCUAGGUUCGGGGCUGGACGGAGAAAUCCCACCACUUCAUCUGACGGAACGAGAUUUGUUUUCGGGCUCCUCGGCCGCCCCUGGCCCCCCGGUUCCACCCCAGCCUGCAGUCACAGAGGUAAAUCUCCCACCUACCUUGGGGGCGUGUCCUCUAGGCCCCUCACCCCUCACAAAGGAGCAACUUUAUCAGCAGAUCAUGCAGGAGGCAGCAUGGGCACACAUGCCCCUCCCGUCAGACUCGGAAAGGAUCAGGCAAUACGUUAUGAGGACCCCAUGCCCUCUUUUGCCCUUUCACCAUCACACUCCUCCUCACCACUGCGACAGCAUCGAGUUCUACCAGAGACUCUCCACCGAGACGCUCUUCUUCAUCUUCUAUUACCUGGAGGUGUACGAAAGCUCAGUAUCUGUCUGCGAAAGCCCUGAAGAAGCAGUCGUGGAGAUUUCACACGAAAUACAUGAUGUGGUUCCAGAGACACGAGGAACCCAAGACCAUCACGGACGAGUUCGAACAGGGAACCUACAUUUACUUCGACUACGAAAAAUGGGGCCAGAGAAAGAAGGAGGGCUUCACGUUCGAGUACAGGUACCUAGAGGACCGAGACCUGCAGUGACACACGGAUACGACGCAAAAGCAGACAGUGAGUGAGUGAGAGAGAGAAAGAAAGAAAGAAAGGAUUAUGGCGGCCGCAGCUGUCGACAUUCCAGGAGAGGAGUGCGAGACUGUGUAUGAGCGAUAGAGAUCGGGUCGAGUGCCUGUUUACACACACAUCCGUUUUGAUUUAAAGCCCCUCCCCCCCUUCGUUAGCCAACACUCGAAAGAAAAAAAAAACUCUAAAAGAUCGUCAAUACGCCGUCGAAGGAUGAGAGAGAAAAAGUCGCGCCACUGUUCGUUCGUGCUUUGACGUAACGAGAUCCUGCGGCGUUACUCGCGCACACAAACUAAUCCCACUCUAUGCAGAAAAAAGGGGCGAGGCCCAGGAUAAGCCACGCCCACCCAUCUCACCUGGAUCGUGAUCACAAAUCCACGAGUUUCCCCCAAUAACAGGGAGGGGGUCGCAUUUUACCAAGUCGCCGCAGGAUCUCGGAAUCCGUACGAUCACAAACGUGCAGAGACGCUUCCGAAUUACUAACAACAUAUCAACAAAUGUUUUAUUUUUUAAACCGAACGCUCGCAGCUUUCGUUCAGGACAGACAGAGAGACAGACAGAAGAACAAACAAAACAACAACAACAAAACAAACGAGCGGACACAUUAAAUUGCUAUGCAAUUGAACUCUUCUCGACCUGCGUCACCUAAACGGCGUUAUUACGAUGAUAAGACGAUGAUUUCUGUCCGUCCUCUCUCUCUUUUUCGAGUGUGCGCACACCCGGUCCCCGUGUCCCAUUAACGACGAUUCGAAAGAAAAAACUAACCGCUUGAUUCGUUUGAUAUUCCCCCUUUUUUUUCUGCGCUUUCUAGAUCUUCUCAGACCCGUUUCUGGUUCUUGCUUACUUUUUUAAAGCAUAAAAUACCCCUUUAAUAAGACAUUUCACUUUUCCUUUCUUUAUUUUAGAAGGGUAAACAAAACAAAGCGAGCGAAAUUCCACCCGAGGCUAAAACAAGAACGUCCAGACGAAUAAAACGAUGUAUUGUUAUUUUUAUUUGGUUUGUUUCAGCACAUGGACUGAAAGGUGCAGCUGAUUUGUGUAUUUUUUUUUUUUUUUUCCUCCUGAAAUAAGUGAUGUAUAAAUUAAUUUCAUGGCCUUUAGCGAGGCCGAGACUGGAGAGAAAAAAAAAACAAAAAAAAAAUGUACAAUUUCAAUAAAAUACUUUUACGAACCCGA
Messenger RNA from Silurus meridionalis, 4004 nucleotides. It is a transcript of the gene cnot3a, whose product is annotated as CCR4-NOT transcription complex, subunit 3a. Gene Ontology annotation, biological process: nuclear-transcribed mRNA poly(A) tail shortening; regulation of stem cell population maintenance; regulation of DNA-templated transcription. The transcript has 19 exons. The coding region runs from base 233 to 2827 and encodes 864 amino acids. The record is from RefSeq and is a predicted model, not a curated record. Gene Ontology annotation, cellular component: CCR4-NOT core complex; P-body; nucleus. NCBI's taxonomy places the organism in Eukaryota, Metazoa, Chordata, Actinopteri, Siluriformes, Siluridae.